GCCGUAUUGAUUAUCUUCUCGCAAUCGGUUGGAAAUAGAAAAGUGGGGAACUUAACCACAAAAUGUUUGAAUUGCUCUACAAGAUGUGACCGCAUUUGGAAAAUAUUUCGGAGAAUUAUUUUGUUGUUGCUUGUCCCAGAUUUCUAAACUCAGGAUAUUUUACCGGAUUUUACUUAAUUAAGGCUGAUUUCCAGCAUCUAAGAUGGACACGUUACUAAGGUUUCGACGCGAGGCGGAGAACCCUGGUCCACCAGACCUGGCCACCACUGUGUCCACAGUGAAGGCCUCUACAUCGGGAACAAAUCUUGACGCGAGUACGACAACUGAGGUUGCCAAAACAGGCAUCCACAAGAUCGAGGCUGAGGUGAUGGAACAGAUCAAUAAAUUGCCAGUCUGGGCGUUGGUCGCAAUAUGUGCGGGAGCCAUCCUGUUCCUACUGUGCUGUACAUACUGCAUCUGCAAGCGGUGCUGCUGCAAGAAACGCAAGAAGAAGGAAGGCAAGAAGGGCCUCAAAGGAAUUGUGGGCCUCGAAGAUGUGAAAAUACUUGGACACUCCAUGAAAGAAAAGGUCCAGCCUGACCUUGAUGAGCUGGAGGUCAACAUGGAGGACAAUGAGGACGCAGAGAGCACCAAGUCGGAGGUGAAGCUCGGAAAACUGCAAUUCUCACUCGACUAUGACUUCCAGAAAGGAGAGCUGUCUGUCGGAGUGAUCCAGGCAGCCGAUCUACCGGGGAUGGACAUGUCAGGAACGUCAGACCCCUAUGUCAAGGUCUACCUGCUCCCAGACAAGAAGAAAAAACAUGAGACAAAGGUUCACAGGAAAACACUCAACCCCGUCUUUAAUGAGACCUUCAUCUUCAAGGUUCCAUUUGCUGAGGUGGCUUCAAAGACACUGGUGUUUGCUGUGUACGACUUUGACCGAUUCUCGAAGCACGAUCAGAUUGGACAGGUGCAGGUUCCCCUGAACCAGGUCGACCUCGGGAAAACCCUUGAGGAGUGGCGCGAUCUCGCUAGCCCGGAAAAUGAGGAAAAGGAGAAUAAACUGGGGGACAUUUGUUUCUCCCUUCGAUAUGUUCCGACAGCGGGGAAGCUGACUGUUGUCAUUCUAGAAGCCAAAAAUCUCAAGAAAAUGGACGUCGGUGGACUGUCAGAUCCGUAUGUGAAAAUAGCUCUGUAUCAGGGGACUAAACGACUCAAGAAAAAGAAAACUACAAUUAAGAAACGAACACUCAACCCCUACUUCAAUGAGUCUUUUACGUUUGAAGUACCUUUUGAACAAAUUCAGAAAGUGACGCUGAUCAUCACUGUCGUUGAUUAUGAUCGUAUCGGAACGUCGGAGCCAAUUGGUCGUUGCAUGCUGGGAUGCAACUCAACAGGCACAGAGCUGCGUCACUGGAGCGACAUGCUCGCCAACCCGCGACGCCCGAUCGCCCAAUGGCACACACUACAGGAGGUUCCAGAGAAGAGUUAAGGAGAACCAGUCUGGAGAAAGGGGAUAUUUGAGAGUGAAAAACUGUGUACCAGUCAUGUUGAUCUUAAAAAAAAUGGUGAAGUGUAAAUAUGGAUACACAGACUUUUCAAGGCCCAUUUUACAAUUGUGUAACAAAAUAUUUUAAGCUAGUAUCAUUAUUGUAAGUAACUCACUUAAGACAAGAAGACUUAAGCUGUAACAUUGGUUAAUAUUAGAAAUAUAUCCAUAUACAAAAUCUUCAUGUAGAUCUAUUAAGUCAUUGAUUUUUUUUUAUUAUUUGAAGCUAUAAAACUAAAGGCAUUUUGCAUCUUGUCAUUUAUUCUGAAUGUAAACAUAUUUGUUUUAACAGAUUUUGAUGACAUGUGAUCAUCAAAGAUGUUGUCUUUUAGUUUUACGUCAGUUUUGAAUCUUGUAUGAACAUAAAACUAUGUAAGACCUUUGUGAAUUACAACUGAGGUACACACCCCUAAAUUGCUUUGAAAAGUUAGAUAUGAACUGGUUACUAUUACCAACAUUUCUUGGAAAAAGGUUGAAUUAUUAUUUCUUUCUUUCGUGUUGAUACUGGUCAUUAUGAAGUAUUUAUGUAUUUCAUUUAUGUAUAAAUUCCAUGGUACAGAGACUAAUAAAUGGUACCAUAUUCACAAACACCUCAAGUCGGAGACUGUAAUUUUAUUUUGAUUGUAUUAUUAUUUUUGCUGCAAGAAAAAUAUCAAAUAUGUAAAGAAUAACAAUUUUCACCUUAUUCUUUAAAUCAUUAAACAUCUCUUGUAAAGAAACGGGAAUGAUAUAUUGAUAUUUGGAAUUUAGAAUUUUUAAAAAUUGGAUUUGUUUUCUCAAUAAGUCAUGCAAAACAUUAUAUAAUGAAUAAAUUUCCAAUUUGACUGAAAACUUGAGUGAAUAUGAUUGGCCAUUUUUGUAUUUAUGUAUUCAUAUUACUUUAUGCUAUGGAUUGUAAAAGUCUUUAACAUAAUUCAAGACAGACCAAAUUCCAAAUGAAUCAAAUAUACUUUGCAAAUUUUAUUUUUAGACUUUUAUAAUAUAGAUUUUAACUUCUAGAAACCGAAAAACAUCUCACCUCUUUACAUAAACAAUACUUCUAAUUCAUAAAUUGAAUUUUGAAAACAAAGUAAGAAAAGUUACAUAUUUACAUACAUUCAUUCCUUUGUUAGUAAUUCAUGUGUUUAGGGAUAUGUUACCGGUAAUAGGGAAUUUUACGGAUCUGGGCCAAGUUCAUGAGAGAAAGUGGACAUAUUAUGGAAGCAUAAUAUCCCUUUGUAAUACCCUUUUUCCUUGAAAAAUUACUAUCCUUUAUAUAAAGGUACUGUUUCUUGUUAUAUUUUCAAUAAUAUCAUAUUUGUUUUCAUUAUAAGUGUCAAUGAAAUGCUUGGAUGAUGCUUAUCGAAACAACUGAAAUAAUUUAAUUAAUUAUACACAUAUUUUGUACAUAAACAGAUAAAAAUUUACUUUUUGGCGAUACCUAUUUUGUUUUCAAACUAUUUUGUAUCAAAUUAUCCCUCAAAGAAAACAUAUUACUGGUAAAAAAAAAUAUUCUUAAAUGUAGACAUGAGCCAUUUCAAAAAUUGGUUUCAGAAUUUUAGAUAUUUAGAUAUCAUGGGUUGGAUUCAUUUUUGUGAGGUAAAUCCAUUAUCAGUUAGUAAAAUUGGAUAAUUUUUUGGGGUUAAUCCAUUACUACUAAAAAUGUGAGGUUAACCCAUUCUCUGUAAAAAUGUUGGGUAGGUCCAUUCUUAGUAUUGUGGGGUUGAAAUUCAUUCAUAUAAAACUUGAAUAAAUGUGAAACUAGAGUCAUCUACAUGUUCUUACAUUCUUGUCUUAAAUUUGACAUGUAUGAAAAACAUAUGUUAUGGUAACACACCUACGUAGCGUUGUACAGUCUGUUGUGCGAGUUACAUGACCUGUGAGUAUUAUAUCUCUUUAGUGUAAUUGGUAUUACGAUAUCGUGUUAUAUGAAAUCAUUCCAUUUCUGAAAACAUUUCAUAGGCUCUGUAUAAUAAUGUUGUCUUCAUUUGUUGCUGUGUUGUUGUUGUUUUUCUUGAAACAUAUGGGCACACUUCUAUGAUGUAUAAAAUAUUCAUAAAUUUUUCUUUGUUUUGACCAACAUAAAAACAGGACAUUGUUUUUAUCACUCAUUGGUAAUGUCAUCAUUUUUUGGGAAUGUUAUUGGUUGAAAACAUUUUGUUAUAUAAAUAGCAAAAAAAUGAACUUAGUAUUCUUGUGGUUCAUUGAAUCAUUUAAUAACGAGCUAUUACGAAGAUCAACCUAACAUCUUAUUUGCAAAGAAACACAGAAAUAAAUCAUUUUUAAUUUCUAUUCACUCAAUUUGUAAAAACAAAAACAAAAAUGUUGAUAAAAAUAUAUUUCUUUGAAAUGUCGUCCUUACGAAAUUGUUUGCUUGCGGUUUCCCAACCAAAUAAGUAACUUAUAAUGCUUACAAGUAUGACAGUAUAUUUAUUAUAAAUGUUAUUUAUUUAAUUACAAUUGUAAAGAAAGUAGUAUAAACUAAUGCUAAAACACUCUAAAUAGCAAGAUGUUGCGCGAAAUUGCCACUCUUUAGUACCAGGUGUAAAUAAAUAUGUUUUUUUAAGCAUAUUGUUCUCUUGUUUAAGGACAUUAUGAUAACAUACAUACCGAUCCACUAAAAGAAUACCUGGGUUAGGUACUGCCAACAAACAAUUCUUAAGAUUGGCCUUAUGUAACUAUUAUUUCUUUGGUGCAUUUACUGCACUGUUUACGGCACUCACUCUGCAGCAUAAUACACCUGGUGUGGUUGUUAGAUGUACAUGUACCGUAUACAUGCACAUUAUACAUGUAUCAUAUAAUAGUGUGUAUUUUGUCACGUACCAAAUUGGUCAGUGAUAUUUUAACACAUGUACAUUAUACAUGUACUGUAUAGCUGUACCAUAUAAUAGUGUAUGUUUUGUCACGGACCUAUCGAUCAGUGGUAUUUUACACAUGUACAUUAUACAUGUACCGUAUACCUGUAGCAUAUAAUAGUGUGUGUUUUGUCACAGACCAAUUGGUCAGUGGUACUGCAUACAUUCACAUUAUACAUGUACCGUAUACCUGUAGCAUAUAAAAAGUGUAUGUACCGUAUAUAUUCCAUGUUGUUGUUGUAAUUUUUAUGAAGUUGGUUUGUUUUUGAGGUUGUUAAGGAUUUUGAACCCUUCAGACUUGCAUGCUUUUUUAAAUGAUAACUGGUUGUUAUUUUGACUUCGAUAAUUUAUAAACUUGUAUUUGAGAUCUUUGGCAUAAAAAGUGACCAGUAUGGAAAAGACAGUUAUUGAAAAAGUAAGAAGUACUAUGUCAGGUAUGAAUAUUAAUUCAAUCUUUUAAUGUAUCACUAAUAAUAAUUAUUAGAUUUUUGAAUUACUGCUUAUGCAUAUGUUUUUUUAACUUAAGACCAGUAAUAUAUUUAAUAUUCUUAAAGACCAUACUCGCAAAAGUUAAUUUAAACUAAGUAAAUCAUUUGAUGCAGUUAUAAAGGCCAAAAUCCUAUAAAGUUUAGGUUUCUGUGAUACGUUUUGUUUAAUUUGUUAAUUUGUUUAUGUUUUUUUUAAAUGCAGUUUUAACAAAAGAAAGUUCCUUAUGCAGGUACUUUGAAAUAUUGAUGUGAAAUAAAAUAGUUCCGGCUGGUUUUCGGAGUGAGAAAUUAUGAAUUUUACAAUGAAAACUACAGGGACAAGCCCAGUAGUCAGACAUUCAAACAUAAAUUCCGUUUAGAGGCACAAGGUUAAAGGUGCACUCUCACAGAUUGAAUGUUUUGGCAGCUUUUUUUAUUUUUUGUCUUGGAACGAGCCAAAUUUUGCGAAAAUCCAUGGAAACCAGUUAUAUAAGACUGCUGACAAAAAAAAUAGAUCGCAGAUUUUUAUAUUUGAGUGUUUUGUGCAUUUUCCUAAACCGUUAGUAACAGUUAAAGCCAUAAAACAUUAAUUUUCGAACGGAAUCAUGAAAAUCUACGAUCUGAUUUUUUGUAAGCAAUCUUAUAUCAUUGGUUAGCAGAUGUUAACGCAAAAAUUUGCUCUUUCCAAGACAAAAAUUUAAAAAUUUGUAAAAAUGGUACAUCUGUGAGAGUGCAGCUUUAAGGCCAAAAUGACACUUAAAGAUAUCAACUCGCAUUCAGAAAUCCGCAGCUUUUUUUUACGAAAACAUCCUUGGUUGUAUGCCGGUACAUUAUUAAAAGUAGUUCCUUACAUUUUGAAUUAUAUUAUUCAUUAACUGUAGUGUUUAAGCUUGUAUUUGUAGAUCUAAGUUUAAAUUGAUUGCCAGUGAAGUGUAUACCUAAUUAAGAUUCUGAAGAGUUAGGUCAUUAAAUUUAACUACUAAAUUGAAAUUACUACGUGAUCUACAUGCAGCGUAUAUCAAGUGUACUGAUUUCUGACAUAGACAGUAAACCGUCCUUUAUACAUCCAAGGUUGUUUUCGAUAAAAAUGGCAGAGGAGCUCCGAACGAUCAACUCGAGGAAAUAAAACCAGCUGUAGUGAAAAGAAAAAAAAAAUAGAAUUAAUUAGUUACAAAAAAAUGUGUACUAGUAAAAUGUAAUGCUAUUUUUAACUGGGUCUGUCAGUUAAUAUGAGUUUUUGUCAAUGUUCAUGACUGAAUGGAGAAAAGUGAUCAUCUUCAUUUGUUUAUCAUAUCAAGUAGCCAUGGUUUUGUUUCAUUGUUUAUUGACAUCAGUUAUGAAAGGCUGUCACAUCAAACAUAUAGGUGUAUGUUUCAUUGUUUGGUACAUGUACCUAAACUCACAGUGGCCAGUUUCAGCAAGAAUUCUAGGAAAUGUUUCGUUCUUAGUAGAGAUUUUUGACACAAGUACUGCACUGUUAAAAAUCUCUCUAAAAGCUGCACUCUCACAAAUUAAAAAUCUGUGAGAGUCAGCUUUAAGUUUGAAACUGAUUCUAGAAUUUUUGGUGAAAGGCCUCCUGAUAGCUGAAGAAUGUGGCUACUAUUUCAUUUUCUAAGACAAUUCUGGUCAUAUUUUAAAGCUCCAUCAUUUCCAUAGUUUCAUCUACUUGUAUGUCAGUCAUACAUGUUUUAAAUCAAUUUCUAACAUUCCCCAACAUCUUAUGUGUUAGAUGUAAUAUCAUGCUAAAUACUUUAAGUGAGGCCAAACAAUUUGAAACGUUUGUUUCUGAGUUUACAGCCAAAAAAAUCAUAGAAUAAGUGGUCAGGAUUUUUGAAAAAUAAUAAAAUAACUGUAAAUCAAGCUCUGUCUUAAUAUCAUUGUCACACUUCAAAGUCUUGUCAUUGGUCCAUCACCAUCAGACACCAGCCAUGGGUAUUUUGAUGAUGCUUUUGGUCAGGAUUAAUGUUAAACAGAGCCCCUAUGAAAACUAUGAAUUUGGGCAUAUUUUGAAUUUAAAAAAAAUACCACAAAUUGGAAGCCCAGAUAAAAAAAUGUUUGAUGGCAAUUGGAAAAUAAGGUUGAGCGAAAAAUUUGGUUAGGUUAGGAAACUGGAAACAUAUAUUGUUUUUGUUAAGCCUUACAAUUGAAAACAAUGAGGAAAUCUUCAAUCACUCACAUCACCAACAACAGUAGAGGUUUAGAAACUGGUUCUUGUGGAAUUUUCUUCUUUUUCUUUGUAGUUCACACCACCUGACAAUAAUAUUUAUGUCAUGCAGUUGUUUUGUUGGUGAAUAAAAGUCUUUUGUCCAAAA
Mya arenaria is the source of this 7141-nucleotide messenger RNA. RefSeq names its product synaptotagmin-1-like. The record is from RefSeq and is a predicted model, not a curated record. The transcript is spliced from 9 exons. Gene Ontology annotation, cellular component: synaptic vesicle membrane; axon; dense core granule. Gene Ontology annotation, molecular function: calcium ion binding; clathrin binding; syntaxin binding. Gene Ontology annotation, biological process: calcium ion-regulated exocytosis of neurotransmitter; cellular response to calcium ion; regulation of calcium ion-dependent exocytosis. NCBI's taxonomy places the organism in Eukaryota, Metazoa, Mollusca, Bivalvia, Myida, Myidae. The coding region runs from base 203 to 1471 and encodes 422 amino acids.